Messenger RNA from Dioszegia hungarica, 1674 nucleotides. Its product is annotated as beta-lactamase/transpeptidase-like protein. The record is from RefSeq and is a predicted model, not a curated record. The transcript has 5 exons. Lineage: Eukaryota; Fungi; Basidiomycota; Tremellomycetes; Tremellales; Bulleribasidiaceae. Bases 1 to 1674 code for a protein of 557 amino acids.
AUGACUACCAUCUUGGACCCAUCCCUCCGACAGAAAUUGGAAAAGCUCCUUCAGAAAUACAAGGUCCCCGGCUUGUGCGUGUCGGUCGUCCGUAAACAAGACAAGCAGUGGGCGGAAGAGGUCUUGCCAUUUGGAACAAGAGAUGGCUCUGGCUCUCCAUGGAAGGAAGAUUCUCUGCACGCGAUCGCAUCCUGCUCCAAGGUCUUUGCGGCCGCGAGUGUGGGCUUGCUGAUUGACCGAAAGACGACACUGCCGAAUGGUCAGCUUCUGACCUGGCGGACGAGGAUCAAGGAUGUCUUGCCGGAGUGGAAAGUCAUGGACGAGGUCACGGAGGCGAAUGCGGAUAUUGAGGACGUUCUAGCGAUGAGACUGGGCAUACCGGGCCACAAUGGAGCUUGGGGAGGCCCGAACGAUACUCAACAAGCCAUGAUUGCUCGCAUGCAGCACUACAAACCCUCAACCGCACUUCGCAAGACCGCCACGUACAGCAAUGACAGCUUUGCCGUUGCCGGCGAAUUCAUCGCCCGACUCACCGGUACGCCUUACCAUGUCUUUGUCAAGGAGAACAUCUUCGAUCCGCUCGGUAUAACCUCGACGACGUUUAACUAUCGAGAGGCACUCGAUACUGGCCGCAGAGUGGAGGGGUUUGUGCAUUACGACCGGGAUGGGAAGGCGGGUAGUGAUGCGGUCAAGAGCGGUGGAUGGAGUGAUGAGGGUGUUGGAGAGGUUGGACAGGUGAAGGGCUGGGAUAUAGGGGAUGGGAUGUUCUUUGCUGCUGCUGGAGGUAUACUAUCCACUGGAGCCGAUAUUAUACACUGGCUCAAAGAGACCCUCGACCCGCACAUCCUCUCAAGGGACACACUCGACGAACUGAACCGGCCCCGGACGUCAUGGGGCGACACGUCGACGCCCCACCCUACCCUCAGCCACAACACCUACGGUAUAGGCCAGUGGACAUGGUACUACCGCGGCCAUCGGAUCGUCGGUCACUCCGGCGAUAUUCCGGGCCACUACUCGAUGGUGUUCCGUCUACCGGAUGACGCCAUCGGACUUGCGGUAUUCUGUAACGACGAGACGUUCGGAGGCGAGAUGGUGAAGACGGUGUUCAUGAUGGUGAUUGAUGAGAUGCUCGGUUUGGGCGGGAUGGUAGAUUGGGAAGACGUCUAUCUGCUCAAGAAGCUGCGCGAGGCGGGGGAGGGUGAGAAGGUGUCCGAGUCGUACCGAUCCAACACGACGGACAUUAGCGGAACAUACCAUCACCCGGCGUACGGUAAUCUCAUCGUCAAGCGUAUCGAAGACCACCCAAUGGGACCCACCUUUUCCCGGUUACUCGCGGAAUAUCCGGGACACUCUAUCCCCCUGCGGCCUAAUGAACAAAUCUACUUGGGCGACCUGCCCCAGAAGUGGAUAGGGAAGCUGCUUCUUAGCAUAUCGGACGCCAAUUUGUUCACGCGAGCAUGGAUCAGGGCGGACGAGAUUGUACGGCCGGGAGAGGCGGACAUGAGGUAUGCGGGGGUCGUCAAUGGCAUAGGCAAGUGUAUGAUACUGGACAAGGGUAUAGGGAUGCCGUGGGACUUUUGCGGGGCCAGUGGCGAAGGGGCGGAUGUCAGCGAGUGGGCAGAGGAGGAUGCUGAGCAUGCGGCGGCGCUUUGGUUCGAGAAGAUCAGUACUUGA